Messenger RNA from Nicotiana attenuata, 1474 nucleotides. RefSeq names its product beta-D-glucosyl crocetin beta-1,6-glucosyltransferase-like. The coding region runs from base 125 to 1474 and encodes 449 amino acids. Gene Ontology annotation, molecular function: UDP-glycosyltransferase activity. The transcript has a single exon. NCBI's taxonomy places the organism in Eukaryota, Viridiplantae, Streptophyta, Magnoliopsida, Solanales, Solanaceae. The record is from RefSeq and is a predicted model, not a curated record.
CCUAAGCUCUAUUUAUUCCCAUAUUCCUUCUCCUGAUCAAAGUUACUAAGAAGGGGCGGGACGGACUGCAGUUCGUCUGAGCUUAAUCUCUCAGACCCACUCCCUCUCCUGCACAAACCACACGAUGUGUACGAAAUCUACCAAAUUGAAAGCUUUCUUGUUUCCAUGGCUGGCAUAUGGUCACAUCUCUCCAUUUCUUGAGCUAGCCAAAAAACUCGCGGACAGAGGUGUCUUGGUUGACCUAUGUUCGUCCCCUAUUAACCUAAGUUUCAUCAGGACAAGAAUCCCAGAAAGCUAUUGUUCCUCAAUUCAGCUUGUGGAACUCCAGUUACCAGACUUGCCUGAGCUUCCACCUCACUAUCAUACAACCAAUGGCCUCCCACUCCAUCUCCAUUCCACCCUUCAAAAAGCCCUCAAAAUGGCCAAACCAAAUCUUUUCAACUUAUUAAAAGCUCGAAAACCUGACUUGUUAAUCCAUGAUGUCAAGCAAUUAUGGGCUGCGGGGGUGGCUUCUUCCCUUAACAUUCCAGCUGCUAGAUUUUUCACUUCUUGUGCAGCCAUGUGUUCCUAUUUCAGCCACUUGUUUAUGAAACAAGAUGUUGAGUUCCCCUUCCCAGCUCUUCAUUUACCUUCUUAUGAGCUAACGAAAGCUCAUAACGUAGUUAAAGAACAUCGUGAAGACAAUGAACCUGAAGUUAGAGCUCCUGAAGAAUUUACUGGCAUGAUGCUAAUAGGUACAUCGCGAGAGAUGGAGGGAAUAUACAUCGAUUAUAUGUCCGAAAUAAUCAAAUUUAAGGUUUUGGCAAUUGGUACACUAGUUCAAGAUCCUAUGGCUAGUGUAGAUGGAAACAUGGAGAUUAUGGAAUGGUUAGGGAAAAAAGACAAGUUCUCAACUGUGUUGGUCUCUUUUGGGAGUGGGUAUUUCUUAACAAAGGAAGAAUUGGAAGAAGUAGCUUUUGGAUUAGAGCUUAGUGAUGUGAAUUUCAUAUGGGUUGUUAGGUUUCCAAAAGGGGAAAAUAAAAGUCUUGAAGAGGCAUUACCACAAGGUUUUUUUGAGAGAAUUGGAGAUAGAGGGAUGGUUAUGGGAGGAUGGGCUCCACAAGCAAAAAUCUUAACUCAUUUAAGUAUUGGCGGAUUCGUGAGUCAUUGCGGAUGGAAUUCGAUUUCAGAAAGUAUAGACUAUGGUAUUCCAAUUGUAGCUAUACCCAUGGAUCUUGAUCAACCCAUGAAUGCUAAAUUGCUAGUGGAAAUUGGAGUAGCUUUGGAGGUAGUGAGGGAUGAUAAUGGAACACUUCAUAGAGAGGAUAUAGCAAGAGUUAUCAAAGAUGUAGUAUGUGGAAAAUCAGGUGAGAAUCUGAGAUGUAAUGUUAGAAAUUUGGGUGAGAAAUUGAGAUCUAAAAAUGCGGAAGAUAUUGAUGCUGCUGUGAUGGAGCUAACACAACUUUGUGAGAAGAAUAAGAGCAACAACUGUUAA